AUGGCCGCGCUGGCACCGUCUCUGCUUCCCGAGCUGCUCGACACGCUCAUCCCCGUGGCACUGUUCGGUCUCGACCAGCUCUUCGUCGUCACCUCGACCUGGGCGCUCGGAAUCACCGGAACGUUCCUGGGCGACUACUUCGACAUCCUCAUGGAUGCCCGCGUUGAAGAUUUUCCUUCCAACGUCCUGCGGGACCCAAUGUACGUUGGAAGCACCAUGUGCUUCGCGGCUAUUGCCCUCUGGUAUGAGCGGCCUGCUGGCUUGUUAAUUACCUUGUACGUGUACAUCGUGUACAUAUUGGCGCUCAAGUACAAGGGCCCGUUCACCGACAUGAUCUACUCGAACCGUGCGUUCGCACAAGCGGCAGCUUCCAAGAGGCCGUCGUCGAAAAAGGAGCUUUGA
Messenger RNA from Peniophora sp. CBMAI 1063, 402 nucleotides. The record is from the annotation of a GenBank genome assembly. NCBI's taxonomy places the organism in Eukaryota, Fungi, Basidiomycota, Agaricomycetes, Russulales, Peniophoraceae.